Teleopsis dalmanni is the source of this 706-nucleotide messenger RNA. RefSeq names its product serine protease snake-like. Lineage: Eukaryota; Metazoa; Arthropoda; Insecta; Diptera; Diopsidae. Gene Ontology annotation, molecular function: serine-type endopeptidase activity. Gene Ontology annotation, biological process: proteolysis. The coding region runs from base 14 to 706 and encodes 230 amino acids. The transcript is spliced from 4 exons. The record is from RefSeq and is a predicted model, not a curated record.
AGUUGGUUUUGAAAUGGAUAACCAAGAUAUUGAUUACAAAUGUGGAGGUAGUCUUAUAAGUGAGAACUUUAUCGUAACUGCAGCUCAUUGUACAAACAUUACCGGACAAUCUCCAAUUCAAGUACGCAUAGGUGACUUAAACCUAAAAGCAGAUGAAAAUAAUGUAGAACCACAAACACUUAGAAUCAGAAACAUAUACAUUCAUCCCAGCUAUCGUUCAACUUCAUAUUACAAUGAUAUAGCUUUACUUGAACUAGAAGAAGAUGUAGAAUUUACAGAAUUUGUGCGACCCAUACAUCUUUGGGUUAAUGAAAGUAUACCAUAUACUAUUGCAUUUGCAAUGGGCUAUGGAGCGACUGCUUUUGGAAAAGAGCGUACGAAUCGUUUAACUGAUUUGAAUAUGACAAUUAUAUCGAAUGAUGAGUGCAAUCGUGUGAUGCCCGCAUUACCAGAAACAGCGUCUGGUAUAAUUUCCAGUCAAAUUUGUGCACAGGAUAAAUUAAUGAAUCGCGAUACUUGCCAAGGUGACUCUGGUGGUCCAUUGCAAUUAAAUGUACAAGGACGACGACGUAGAAAGCGUAAGCAUUUUUAUUUAAUCGGUAUAACUUCAUAUGGUUUAGCUUGUCGCAGUGGCAAUCCAAGCGUGCAUACGAGAAUCUCAUCAUAUCUAGAUUGGAUUGAAAGCAUUGUUUGGAGAAAUGAAUAG